CGCGCUAAAAAUUGUCAUCAGUAGGCCCCAUGACUUUUGGCAAGCAUGCAAACGCACGCUUGGUUACAAGCAUCACCUGCUCUGAAAGUUUCAUCGUCAUAUGGUGUCGACUUGGCUGGCUUGUCCCUGAUCCACUUCCAGGUUCUACUGAUGAAGCUGAGAAAUCAGUGUCUUCUGACAGUCCUUUUAGUGUGUUUGAAGAGGAUGGGGCAUUUUCUCCGAUUGAUUUACACGCUUGGGAAAGAUUUUCAUUCUCAGAAAUGUCACGUUUUCCUACAUUGUACUUAGCUGUACGAAAUUUAGUUCUUUGUUUAUGGUUUCAUAAUCCCAAACGCCUAAUAACCAGUAAAUUUGCAGCUAAUCACUGUUUUGUCCGGGGCUUACUACGUAUAGUUUUGUGUGAACACUGGAUACCACAUCUAAUUGAAGAAUUUACAUGUCGUGGUCUUAUCAACGUUGGUGUUUGUCAAAUAGAUCCGUUUGAUCUAGCGGUAGAGAGUGACCAGAUUGUCACUGGUGUUUCCAAAGAACAACAGCAACAACAACAAAUUCCUUCAAAAUUUCAAUUACGAUUAAUCGGUGAUUCAGAUUUGACAACUGCUGUAACUAUCCGUCAACUAUGGAAUGCACUUUAUCUACAUCAGUUACAUGUUCAAUCUAGUCAACAUGUUCAGUCACAACAACAAAAGCUUUAUUUCCCUGUAUCUAUCAAAUCAGUACCUUCUCCUAGUGUUGUUAGUGUAUUGUCAACAUUUACAAAUUCGUUAAAUAAUAACAAGCUUGCAGAAUUAAUGAUCCAGUUUUCCACUUUGAAUAAUACUAUUCAGAGCACUGUUGAAUUGUUUACAAACAAUGGAUUCGAUAAAAAUAUAUGUAAUAAUAAUAAUAAUAAUAAUAAUAAUAAUAAUAAUGGUGAGAUGAAAAACUUAACAUCAAAUGUUAUAAUGUUAAAAAGGUCCAAACAAUAUCCUGUUUUAUCUAUCCCAUCUUUAAUGUCUCCUGUUCAAAUCGAUGAAAAUAAGAAUUUAUCAGGUAUAUUUGUACCACUACAUUCAUGGUCAGAUCGCAUCUAUACUUAUCCACAUCAUCCUGUGUCGAUAUUUGCUUGGCAAACAGGUUUGGAACUACAUCCUAUUGCAAAAUGUCUACUUUUACAACCGUCGUCAAGUGGAUUUGUAAUUGAUAAUAAUAAUAAUUCUGAUGAGGAUAAUAAUAUUAAUAAAUUCACACUUAUUCCAUCGAGUCAAUCUGUUCGUAUAGAAUUUCAUGUUGAAGCUAUCUUAGACUUAGUUAUUCAACUUUAUUCAGAUAAAACAAAUGCUGAGAUCAAUCCGAAAUUAGAAGAAAUGGAAGGAGUGGAUCUUGUUACUGACAUCAAUAAGAUUGAUAAUAAUACUGUAUUGAAAUCCAUAACUCAUAGAUUGCUUGACAGAACUUCCUCAGUUGAAGAUUGCUGGGAUGAAAUGGAUGCAGAAGUUCGAAAACGCUUAACUGAUUUAACUGGAAACUCAAUUGAACAAAGUUUGAUUGAAUACUUUUUAGCUUCUGUUGAAUAUGAUUUAACCGAACCGUUAACAACAAAUUUUACAGAAUUAUCAAAGUCAUCAUCUAUGCGAUAUUUACAACCACUAACAGCUCGUUUAGAUCAAUUACCAGUGUGUUGUUUUAAUGAGAAAACUGUCACAUCGACAACAGUAACAGCAGAGUUUAGUCAACAACAAUCAAACAAUUUAAAUAGUCAUAAUGAAAAUCUCACUGCCUAUGUUAUUCGUACACCGUCAUCAAUUAUGAAUUGUACUAAUGAAUCAAACAAUUGUUUGAUUCCAGGUCCUAUAAAUUAUUUACGGAAUUGUUUGAUGAAAGAUAUUAAUGAAAAUAUUACUUGUGAUGAUAAUGGUUUGAAUCAAUUAAUCUCAAUUAUUUUAGAAAAUAAUGAUUUCAAUGUAAAUACUGGUUCAUUAUCAUCCUCCUCAGAUGACAAUAUCAUCGAUGUUAAUAGUUCAAUGCAUAUUGUUUCCACUCCGUUGAAACAGUUUAAUUCUAUUGAUAACAAUAAUAAUAAUUAUACUAAAGAGAAAGUUAUUUCAGAUGAUUUGAAAAGUAUUCGUUUAAAUUAUACCAAUGGAACUGAACUUGUUGAUUGGGUAAUCGUGACAACUCCCAUUGAUCGAAUCCGUCUAUACUUUGUGCCCAAAUCUUUGGUAUCAAACGACAUGUUAAACCACUCUGUCCAAUAUUCAAAACAAACAUACCUAUCAAUCUGUUUACCCCCUUAUCUUCGGUCCUUUUUGAUUGAUGAACACUAUUUACUCAAGAAUGAACCAUACACUCUAGAUGUAAAUCGCUCAGUAGACAAGAAUAUUGGUCAAUACUCAACAAAUGCUCGCUUAAUUACUAUCACAUUAGUUUAUUCGUCAAGUUGGUGGAGACAAUAUACUACUGAACGUUUUGUGAAUUCUGAUCCAAGCCAUACAGUCUCAUCUCAUGGAGAUAGCUUCAGUGAAUUAUUCUCAUUCCUUCCAGAUACUCGGGAAAACCGAGGGUUUUGUCAUGUGUUUCGUGAUCUACGUCCGGAUAUUAACUCUCCAGGGAUUUUACAAACUCAAUUGUUCGCAGCUUCAGCAGAUCAUUGGUGGGAUAAAACAGAUGUACUUUUACAGACUGCUGUGGAUCGAUAUUUAAAGACUCAUUUCAUGAUAUCAUCGUCAACAGAAGAAUCUCAAUUUUCUGAUCGAUUUCAUUUAUUAUCUUCAUAUGUCGCUCGUUUACAAGCUCCCAAUAUGAAUUACUCGAGGGAUUGUAUAUGUGUCGUCAAUAAUGAAGAAAAUGAUUAUAAAGAACAAUGGUUUCAUGUUAAACGGUCUGCUUGGAUGGAACUUGUAAAACGUACUGGGAUACUUAUUGUAAAUUUGAUACAGAAUGAAAAUUAUAUAGAUUAUGAUAGUCGGAAAGAAAAUUGUUUACAUAUCAAUAAUUAUCAUGCUAAUUGUCUAACUACAUCAGAAAUGAUUUACACGUCAAAUCCACUUCAUUAUUCAGGUAUGGAUGCAAUGACGUCGUCAGUACAAGCGGGUUUAGAACUGGCAAACUUAACUUUACACUUGUUGCCACAUAGAAAUCAAUUCCAUUCUAAAUUCUCUUCAUUAGUAUCUACUAAUGAAACAGUAAUUAGUGUUGACGAUCAAUCUAAUGAUACAUGUGAUCCUAAUUCCAAUGAAUCAUUCAAUAAUUCACAUUCCCAUCGAUCAUUAGAUGAUGCUGAAGUCGUUAAAUCAUCAUGGGGACGUGUACAAAAUUCAAAUUGUCAAUCUCCAGAAUCCUAUUUCAAUAAUAACGCGGAAUGUUUAAGUGCACGUACUAGACGCCUUUUGAAACGAAGGCAUUCUGAAUCAGAUCAAAAUCUUAUUUGUCUUGAGUGAUACAUUAACUUAUUUUAUAUGUGUCUUACUAGUUAUUAUAACUAUUAUUACUAUGUAGACUCCUAUCAUAUAUAUAACGUUCCUAGAUGUAUAUAUUAAUAAUAACUGUACUACAAAGUGCAAUUUACCUAUUUAUGACCAAUGAGACUAGUAAUACUAUUUUAAUAAUCGGUUUCGCUUUUACAUUUAUGAGAGAUUUUAGCCAAAAAAAAUCAAGGAUGAGUGCGUUUAAAUAUGCCUACCUUUGUUUAUUUGUUCCUGUUUAAUUUUUGUUUAAAGUGUUCCACAUCUACCACGUAAUUUUCUUUGCCAAAUUAUAUUUAUCCUUUAAUAUUUUGUUAUCUACUACACAGAUGCACUUACUCCACACCUCUUUUUCUUAUUACACAUCUUAUUCAAUUUUCUCUUCACUAUGUAACUACUCUGUUUGUUUCCUUAUAUAUAUAUAUAUAUAUAUAAUCUAUGCUGUGUUUUAUUGGUUUAUGCAUUUCACACGUAUACAUGUGUAUUUAUAGAUGCAGAUAUGUGUAUAUGUAUUACCAUUUUGGUUUUCUGUAAAGAUUUUCUUUAUGUUUUCGUUAUUAUUGUUGGUUCAUUACGUAAUGAAUGUCAUGAAAAAUAUGCCAACAUUUUAAUGAAUGAGAAUGUCUUUUUCGAAUAGUAAUAUUCUUCCUUUUCAUUCAAGUGUUAUGACUCAGUUGAAUGCGAUUCGAUGUUAAAUAAUACUAAUUGCAUUAUAAAUAAUCUUUAUUGUAGAAUAAAUAAAUGGUUUAUAGAUGAGGUUAGUGUUAAAAACAGGAUUGAAUAAAAAAUUGUUAAUUUUCGAAUGAAUAAUCUUUUUAAAUACACACAAUUGAG
Schistosoma guineensis is the source of this 4277-nucleotide messenger RNA. The record is from the annotation of a GenBank genome assembly. Lineage: Eukaryota; Metazoa; Platyhelminthes; Trematoda; Strigeidida; Schistosomatidae.